AUGGAGUUCAUGAUGGAGGGUCUAAAGGUUUCUAGUGUGAGCUACUCUAUAUGUGAUUCCACAUUGCCACACAAUUCUACAGGAUGUUUGGUAUCGACGCCAGUAAUGUGCAAAGAUGGAAAUAAUUUCUCAGACAUUAUCAAAGGAUCAAUCCCAAGUUCAAUGAUUAUUAGUUGGCCAGCCAAUACAAGUACCAGUGACUGUGAGCAAGCAUGCAGGAGCAACUGUUCAUGUGUUGCAUAUAUUUCUUCAAGGGAUAAUGUGACUCGAUGUGAACUUUUCUAUGGAAACAAAGAUGAUCUUCUUAGCAACAUUAGGAGAGGAAACAAUAGCAUCUAUGUGCAUGAAAAUGAUUCGAUAUCUGGCACAGGAGAAGUUCACGCAUCCCAGUUAAGUCCAAACAAUGAUCCUAGCAUAGAAGAUGCUAUUGAGCUUGGGAGGAAGAACGAUCAUGAGCUUCACCUGCUUAGUUUUAUUAGUGUGGUGGCAGCUACUGAUAAUUUCUCACCUUGGAAUAAGAUUGGAGAGGGUGGUUUUGGACCUGUUUAUAAGGGGAAGCUACAAGGUAAUGACAUUGCAGUGAAAAGGCUUUCAAAAUAUUCUGGACAAGGAUUAGGAGAGUUCAAGAAUGAGGUACAGUUAAUUUCUAAGGUACAGCAUAGAAAUCUUGUCAAGUUUUUGGGUUGUUGCAUUGAGCAAGAGGAAAAGAUCUUAAUCUAUGAGUACAUGCCUAACAGAAGCUUGGACUUCUUCAUCUUCGAUCCAAUAAAGCAACUGCUACUGGAUUGGAAGAAAUGCAAAUACGUCAUUGAAGGGAUUGCUCAAGGACUUCUUUAUCUCCACAAGUACUCUAGAUUAAGAAUUAUUCACCGCGAUCUCAAAGCCAGUAAUAUCCUAUUGGAUGACUAUAUGAACCCCAAAAUAUCAAAUUUUGGCAUGGCAAGAGUCCUUUUCGAGAACGAAAGUAAAAUCAAAACGAAGAGGGUUGCUAGAACAUAUGGUUACAUGUCUCCUGAGUAUGCAGUGCAUGGCCUUUUCUCAACGAAAUCUGAUGUAUUUAGCUUUGGAGUGAUUUUGUUGGAAAUUAUAAAUGGCAGGAAGAAUGCAACUUUUUAUCAACCAAACUACUCAAUGAACUUAUCAGGAUAUGUGGGUCUGUUGUGUGUUCAGGAAAAUGCAGAGGACAGGCCAAACAUGUCGGAUGUUGUAUUAAUGCUGAGCAGUGAAAGGGAGUGUUUAUCUGAGCCUAAACAGCCUGCAUACUCUACUAUUCUAAAUGCAGCAGCAGAUGGUAGAUCAAUUUCAACAAUGCAAAACCCUUCUCCAAAUCUUGCAUCAAUUUCACUAGUCGAAGCAAGAUAA
This is a messenger RNA of Ziziphus jujuba (common jujube), 1362 nucleotides long. RefSeq names its product G-type lectin S-receptor-like serine/threonine-protein kinase At1g11330. Gene Ontology annotation, molecular function: ATP binding; protein kinase activity. Bases 1 to 1362 code for a protein of 453 amino acids. Gene Ontology annotation, biological process: protein phosphorylation. NCBI's taxonomy places the organism in Eukaryota, Viridiplantae, Streptophyta, Magnoliopsida, Rosales, Rhamnaceae. The record is from RefSeq and is a predicted model, not a curated record. The transcript is spliced from 6 exons.